AUGAAGCCCCUGCCGGGCAUAAAAAUAGUUGAAGCAGAUCACCCAGGAAAGCUCUUCAUUGGUGGCCUUAAUACAAAAACAAUUGAGAAAUCCCUUGAAACAGUAUUUGACAAAUAUGGCAAAAUAGUAGAAGUUAUAUUGAUGAAAGAUCAUGAAACCAACAAAUCAAGAGAAUUUGCUUUUGUCACAUUUGAAAGCCCAGCAGAUGCUAAGGAUGCAGCCAGAGAUGUGAAUGGAAAGUCCUUAUACCAUAUGGAAGAGAUAGUUAUGGAGAUACACCUUGAAGGGAACCCCUGCCCUCUUGUAGAGAUGUUUAUUUCUCCCCAAGAGAUGAUGGGCAUUCUACUAAAGACAGCAUUUCAAGCACAGAUUACCCAAGUUCUCCUGAUACAAAAGAUUAAGCACCACCACCAAGAGAUUAUAUUUACUGUGACUCUGGUCAUUCUAGUUCACAUGAUGACUACCCAUCAAGAGGCUAUAGUGAUAGAGAUGGCUAUGGUCCUGAUUCUAACUAUUCAGAUCAUCCAAGUGGAGGUUCCUACAGAGAUUCAUAUGAGAGUUAUGGUAACUCAUGUGAUGCCCCCCUACAAGAGGGCCCCUGCCAUCUUAUGGUGA
Nyctereutes procyonoides (raccoon dog) is the source of this 615-nucleotide messenger RNA. Its product is annotated as RNA-binding motif, single-stranded-interacting protein 2-like. Gene Ontology annotation, molecular function: RNA binding. NCBI's taxonomy places the organism in Eukaryota, Metazoa, Chordata, Mammalia, Carnivora, Canidae. The transcript is spliced from 3 exons. The coding region runs from base 1 to 615 and encodes 204 amino acids. The record is from RefSeq and is a predicted model, not a curated record. Gene Ontology annotation, biological process: positive regulation of mRNA splicing, via spliceosome. Gene Ontology annotation, cellular component: spliceosomal complex.